GUACUGCGCAUGUGCACCAGCAUCCCGGAAGUCCCGAAGCCCGUCCACGCCUGCGGCUGACAGGAAAGUUGUAAACGCUUUGUGUGCCUUUAGUUUUUUGGUUUUUCAGCCGGGAGAGACAAAACAUAUCCAGCGUGCCUCCAGUGCAGAGGGCCGGGGUGAAGCUGCCUCCUCUCCCGCCCCGCGGAGCACAUGUCCGGCUUCGACCUGGUCCGAGUGGACGCCGGCGGCGGGGGUCCCAUCCGCCUGCCGCCGGGGGAGACGGUGCUGGGCCGGGGGCCCCUACUGGGGGUCAGCGACAAGAGGGUGUCCAGACUUCACGGGCUGCUGGAGAACCUGGACGGAGAGCUGCGCCUCAAACCGACCCACCUGAACCCGUGCUUCGUUCAGGCGUCCCCGACCGACGACCCCCGACCUCUGCAGAGAAACUCGUGGCACCAGCUGCGUCACGGAGACCUCUUCUCCCUGCUGCCGGGGCGGCUCAUCUUCCAGGUGGAGGCCGUGGGCGGAGAAGGCCGCACUCCCAGGAACGGUCGUCUGUUUGUUGAAGGAGGGCUUCCCCUUGACCCCGAGCCGGAUGUGGAGUCGCCUCCGUCACCGGCCCAGGAGAAGGAGGAGGAGGAGGAGGAGGCCGCCGGCAGGAGCUCAGACGAGAGAGACUCUGAACGUCCAAACAAAGUUCAGCGCCGCGGCGGUGGCGGGGACGCGCCCCCCUCCGUCUCCAGAAGGAGAGUUCUACCCGCGUGGAUGACGGCGGCGGUGGCAGCGCCAAGCAGCUCCUCCAGCCCAAAAGCAACUGUGAAGAGAAGCAGAGGACCUCCAACCAGCACCCAACCAGCAGCAGCCAAGAAAGCCCCGCCCACCACGGCCUCCUCACCUGGGGAGGCGGAGCUCAGCGAGGAGGAGAUGCCGAGGAAGAGGAGAAGGAAUAUGAGCGACGAGGAAGAGGAAUCGGCUCGGUCUAAAACAGUUGAGAAGAACCCGGCCCACUUCCAGGAGUGCAGUCACCCCGGUGACCCGGACUACGAGGAGGAGGAGGAGGAGGAGGAGGCGGAGGAGGCCGAUCGGCCCGAGUGCCCCUACGGCACCGACUGCUACAGGAAGAAUCCUCUUCACAGGAAAGAAUACAAGCACACAAAGAGACCAGCUCGCGCCGCGCGCACCGCCCCCGGGAAGCCCCCCGCCGAGGAGGACGAGGACGAGUACGAGGACAGCUUCAUCGACGACAGCAGCGGGGACGCGGGCGACGACUCUGACUACGCCCCCCCCGCCUCGGACGACAGCGGCCGGGAGGACGUGGCGGCACUGCGGGAGGAGGCGAAGGCCUUCACGAGGAGGAGGAAGUAGACUCAGGCCGGUUUUCCUGUUUGCUUUGUCCACCGCGUCCCGUUAGAGAAGGCCGGCGUCUCCAUAACGGGUGGACCUGUCCCCCUUUUUUAUUUUCUAAAAGCCACAGAUCGAAAUCUUCACACAAUAGCAUCAGGAGCAGCGGCGCCGUCGUCAUGGUAACCCACAAACUCCACGGCGACCCGCUGUGAUUCCCGGCUGAUUGGAGAAAAUAGGCCUUUGUAUGAAAAGCACGUCCCGAGAGGCUUUAAAUGCAAAUUGCAAAUGGGAGAAUCUUCCCAGGUCGUCGGCUUGUUUACCGAAGAGAAGCAGCGAGCGCUAAGUGGCGGCGAGCAGCCGCUCCCGGGGACGGCGAGCCACGACGAGGCCGAAACCAACGAGGCACUUAGCUUUUAUUCCAGAUGAUGGAGUUCCUGUUCCUCGUGUAGCUACGUGAAAUGUUUUUAGGUGUAGAUGUCUUGAAAUUGUUACUUUUCUUACUUAUGUUUUAAUACAUUUGAUGAAGACAAAGUCUUUUCUGAGUUUUUAUUCUGUGCCAUUAUAAAAAAAAUGGCUUUCACAAAAUGCAAAACAAAGUUGUUUUAUUUUAUAUUAUCAUAUGAAUCAACGUUAAUUAAUGUUCAUCAUCUCCGCUUCCGUUUGCUUAUUAAUCGACAAUACAAGAAAAAUAUCCGAUAACGUUGAACAUUGUUGGGCGAUAAUACUUAUUAUACUUAAAUUGACGUAUGAGUGUUCUGAUGAGAUGAAACACAUUUGUUGCUGAAUAAAAAUAAUUUUAUUUAAAAGA
Gasterosteus aculeatus aculeatus (three-spined stickleback) is the source of this 2134-nucleotide messenger RNA. The record is from RefSeq and is a predicted model, not a curated record. Lineage: Eukaryota; Metazoa; Chordata; Actinopteri; Perciformes; Gasterosteidae.